Molecule: messenger RNA, 1448 nt
Organism: Ostrea edulis (European flat oyster)
Lineage: Eukaryota; Metazoa; Mollusca; Bivalvia; Ostreida; Ostreidae
Product: ileal sodium/bile acid cotransporter-like
Exons: 4
Coding region: 111-1175 (354 amino acids)
Biological process (GO): bile acid and bile salt transport
Cellular component (GO): membrane
Molecular function (GO): bile acid:sodium symporter activity
Source: RefSeq, a predicted model, not a curated record
ACUUUGAGAUAAGAAAUAUGGCUGGCAGGCAUACGUCUGGAGUGUUAAACAGAGAAUAAUGUUGUAUUAAGAACGUGCUAGUGAGAAUAUUUGCCAGGUGAACAACAUAAAUGAAUUCAAUGGAAACAGUGACAGAUAUGCAAAUAUCAGAGAAUGUUACUAUGUUUAGUAACGUGACUGGGAUCCCUACAACACCUGGUCCUUCAACUCUGAAAAUGGUCUUCGACAUUGUCAUCAAAGUUACGCUGAUUACCAUCAUGUUUGGAAUGGGAAGCGUCACCGAAAUAGAGCCCCUUUUGAAACACAUCAAACGACCAUUUGGAAUACUUAUUGGGAUGAUGUCACAGUUUGUUGUCUUGCCAUUGGUUACUUUUGGUCUGGCGCAUGCGUUGACGCUGCCUAAUGUUCCUGCGCUAGGAAUGCUGGUAAUGGGCUGCUGUCCGAGUGGUUCCACAUCCAAUGUGUUCUCGUAUUGGGUGGACGGCGACGUUCCGCUCAGUAUAUCCAUGACUACAGCGUCCACGAUUCUCGCCUUCGGCUUGAUGCCUCUAAACCUGCUGAUCUACAGCGGAAGUUGGACUGAUGACAACCUUGUUAUACCAUAUAUCAACAUACUUAUCUCAUUCGCAAUGACCAUCACGCCUGUCCUUCUCGGGAUUUUACUCCGCUGGAAGUUCCCCAAAAUUGCCAUGGUUGUUGUUAAGAUCGGUAGUAUAGCAGGUGCGAUGUCCGUCAUCCUCACUCUUACCUUGCUCAGUUUGCUGUACCCCUUCAUGUACAACGCCUCUUGGAAAAUCUACCUCGGUGCAUUCCUUCUUCCCUUCAUUGGGUUUCUGUUUGGUUAUGUUGUGGCCUCCAUAUUUAGAAUGGAACACUUCCAAAGGAGAACGGUGGCGCUGGAAACGGGGAUUCAGAACUUCCCCCUUUGUAUGACUUUACUGACACUGUCGUUUUCCAAGAGCAGGUUCGCCGAGAUUUCACUGUUUCCCUUACUAUAUGGGGUGACAUGUAUUUUGGCCAGUGUGGUGUUUGCAGUGGUAUAUAGAGUGGUGAACGUCAUCAAAGGGAAAGUUCAGAAACAGGAAGUUACGGAAAACUGCAAUGGGGAAAAUUUACAAGAGAAAACUGAAACGACAACAGGGUUCCUCGAUAAAAUAGAUUUCGAUGACGCGUGAUUCAACUCCAUUCCUGUAGAAAGAGAUGCUUAGUUACAUGUACCACAGAAACCGGUAAUGUCGUCUGUAAUAAUAAUAGUUGGGGUCUAAACCACCCUUUAAUAACAUUUUCGGUUCUUGUGCAAGCACAUGCAUUUAUAACAACUUUUCCAGGUAGAAUGUCUUAUUUUUCCAUGGUGAACAAACUUUUGUGUACACGCGAGGCAAACAAGUUUACUUCAGAAUUGUUUGGGAAUAUUUUGAAAUCACAAAUAAAAGUUUGAGAAGCUCGAA